Messenger RNA from Punctularia strigosozonata HHB-11173 SS5, 2043 nucleotides. RefSeq lists its product as uncharacterized. The record is from RefSeq and is a predicted model, not a curated record. Lineage: Eukaryota; Fungi; Basidiomycota; Agaricomycetes; Corticiales; Punctulariaceae. The coding region runs from base 251 to 1672 and encodes 473 amino acids. The transcript is spliced from 10 exons.
CUGGUCCGAUAUCAAGCGAUCAUUCCCCGUCAGAGCAGCCAGCGCACAAUAAGUUGGCCAGAUCGGCUGUGCGAUAGCUGACAGCUCCGCAGGAAGUCCUUGAUCUGCCUCGUGUUCUCGACGGUCCAUCGCGUGUUCUCGAAACACACCUGCAUCUGAAAAAUCGAAUAUAUCUUCUCGUUGACUCGGACGCUACUCUCGCUCCAAGACAUAUUACACGCUUGAUACCUCUCCUCCUCAGUCCAUCGCCAUGCUGCUAUCGCCGGCAUCAACGAGCGGGAGCUUGCCCUCUCAGGGUGGGGGCGGUGGCUUUUGGAACAGAUUCUCGGGAAAGGGUGGAGGUGGCAAGCAGCCGCCUCCGGACCGCCAGAAGGAGAUGGAGAUGAGGCAGCAGGCGGCACAGAUGGCACUGGCCCGACAGCGAUUGCUCACGCUCUGCUAUGGCGAGAUGGAGACAGUGCGGCUAUUACCGCUAUCGUUUGCGGAACUCGAUGCCGUAGCACGAGACUGGACAAAACCACCACCGGAUGCCGUCUUCACACUACGAGUACCGGUUGAAUAUGCUUCAUUACAAGCCGCGCGAUUCAUAUCAGGGCCUUAUGUUUAUCUCACCGGAGAGGACUCGUACGCGAUCGCAACCAUGGGUGUUCAGGGUUUACGCGUCGAAAUAGUGAGCGAUGCCCCGCCUCCGCCUGAUGAACCUCCCCCACCUCCCCCGCCACCAGUACUAGAGAUGCCUGCCACUUUCGCCCUGGAACUCUUCCCCGGCCAAACCGUGGCGCUCGACACUACCGUGUCCUCCGACGAGCUCGACAUGGCACGCAUGGAGGACGGCACGAUGGUCGAUGGUCUGUUCUGGGGCAAGCUUGAGAUCGUUCACGAUGGCGACACGCACAAAAUGGACUUCUCCGGCACGCGCCUCAACCAAGAGGGCCAGGAGGACUCGCAACUGUUCUCGCCCGACUUCAUGAUGGACACCCGCGUCAUCACCAAGCUCGCCGCCGCCGCCAAACCCGCCACCGCGAAAUGCCACCUGAGCAUCCUCCCGCCCGCGCAGCAGUACUGCGACGUCUUCCUCAGCUUCUCUAGCAUGUGGAAGAUCGGCUUCACCUGGCCGCCCGCCGAACCCGUACAGGAAGCGGAGAACAAGAUCAAGUACUUCCUGCGCGUGCACCCCGGCGGCGCCAUGGAACACUUCGAAUCUGUCACGACCGCGACAUCAAUAUACUACGAAGCCAUACCCGAUCCGGGUAUGCUCGAACCACAGGAGUUCGUCGCGCCCAGGAAUAGCUUCGCAAUGUCGUUUUCCGACUUCGUGCCGCAUCUCACCGGCGUAUUGGAUCAGCUCGGCAUGUCGAUGCAUGCUCGGACCAACUUCAUCCACAACAACAUCUCCACUUUCGCUCAACACAAGAACAUCGCCUACCGCUUCCUUCAACCGCGAAAGAUAGCGGCGGCAAUCGACAUCUCCGUCACGGCCGAAUCCUGCGUAUUCACGCGGCUCUUCCUGAUCUGGCGCGGGGUCUCCGAGGAGGAAAUGGGCGACUUCGCCGGCGCGGGCGAGAAGGAGGCGAACCAGUUCAACUGGCGCGAGGCCGUCAACUGGUCGGAGCUGUCCAAGGACCAAUCACAAUUCCGCGUACUCGAGACCAGCGUGUUGGAGCUGACAUGAACGCGCAUAUAUCGGGCGUGUGGUCGCUCGUUGCCGGACGACGCUCCGCUAUCACACUGGUAUCAAUGCGGAACCUUUCCCGGACGUUCUCCCUUUUCCUUUGAUUAUUGUUCCCCUAUUCUCGUCGCACGCGAUAUCACGGUCUGCUAGUAGUUCAUCUCGUCCACUGUUGCUUCCCAUGUUUCCACUGCUCGGUUUUUCCAUUUUUGUUUCCUCCUCCCCGCCACGUCCCGGAAGUACUUCAGUAGUUGACUAAUGUUCUGUUUCUUGUUGUCAUCGUCGUUGGCAUCGCUCUGCAUCCAUAGUCCCACUGUAUUAUUUACGCUGCCCGUACGUGUAUACGAGAGAGAUCUUAUCUUGCCUUCAGAUAU